Messenger RNA from Echinostoma caproni, 1113 nucleotides. NCBI's taxonomy places the organism in Eukaryota, Metazoa, Platyhelminthes, Trematoda, Plagiorchiida, Echinostomatidae. The record is from the annotation of a GenBank genome assembly.
AUGGGAGCAUUUCGCGAGGUGCAAGGGGAGGGUGACCAGCCGCAACUCGAGACAUCCAUCCCCGCGACUAUACUGAGGCUUUCGGAGGCACGCUCUGAUUUGGCAGAAGUGAGUUUUCCGUCCAAGUCCUCCGCCGAAGACUGUCCUGACAUUGUAACCACCGAAUCAAAUGAGACUCAACCGCCACUGGGCUCUGCUUCUGGGCCUUCCCCAUCUCCUACUCCGGUAUUUGCCCUGUCUAUACCUUCACCCAUGCGUUCCAUGAGCACGGUUAGUUGGUCAGAUACAGUUGUAUCACCGAUUCCAAGUGGUGCUUCCGUUGCAGCAAGUGAUGCGGAAAAGCAAGCUGCGCCUUCCGUACACUGCUCCUGUUUCAAAAACGUUCCAAGCGAUUGUGAUUUUGGUGUAUUACGGGAUAUUAUGCUCCCACCAGGUUGUGUCUCGCUACCCCGGACAAGUUUGCUAGUGGAACAAAUCAUUGGAAUGACCCGGCCUCAACCGGACUCGUUGAUGGGAGUUCAGUCACUCACGGAUGAAUUCUCCAGUAGUGGGGACAGUCCGGAGGAGUCUGGAAUGGAAAGGCGCUCGGUAAAGGACAAGGCAGAUCGUGAUUUUGAUGAUUACGUCCGCGUGUAUGAUGGUUUGGCUAGAUACCGCAAAAGACAAUGCCGUUAUCUGAGUUUGGGUCGCAGUGUCUCGGUACAGAAAGUUAUUGAACUCUCCCUAAAGGCAUUCCAAUUGCCUCCAGACGAAGCAAAAGAUUACUGUUUGAUUGAACUAAACGAAAAAGACGGAUCCGAGCAUAGUUUGCACACCGCGGCCUCGUUUAAAUCGCAACUGCAAUAUGAAACUCGUCGACCGCAAAUCAUUCUUCGAUUUCGCGAGCGCCUCGCAGACAAGGAAUAUAUUCAAGUCUACCCGGGAGCUAUAGGGCAAUAUACCGAUAUUGAUCUGUUACCUGUCUCCGUUCCCAUAACUCGGGACACCACGUCGCACGAUGUAAUUAGCUUGGCCCUACGCCGUUUUGGACUUGAAGUAAGCAUCGUUGUGUCUGACACUGUCUUGACAAUCUCCAAAAGGCUUACCGGUCAGUCUUUCAUUGCAUGCCCAUGA